GUCUCUACUCGGCUACCGUACAUUCGCGGAAAUUGUCAAAACAAUUAGUGGUCGUAGCAUUUUAGCGUGAUUUUUUUUUUUUCCUAUUAGAAACAUAGUUUAUCAACGAUAAUCUUCAUUCAUUACAGGAGUUCGAGUAUGGAAGAUGAAUGGGAAGAGGAGGAGCAGAUUGUGGUGGUGGAGCUCUCCGGUAUAAUCAACAAUGACUCUCUGACCAAGAGUCGGGGCACGUGCAAGAUACUCGACAUUGACAGCGACAGGCCCAUGAUGCAAGUUGGACAGUAUGUGUUUGCAGGGGAAUAUGAAGAUGCUUUGGGAACUUGUGUGCUGUUUGAGGAGACACCAGGAAAAGGAAAAGGAGCCAGUGGUCCAGGUCUCAAGUACUUGUGCCACACUGUGAAGAAACUGAAAAUGCAGCGAAUCUUUCUCACAGAGAAGAAAGAGGGCGAAACGAGCACAGCAGGAAGCUGUGAUGGUGACGAGCAGGUGUACACAACUUGUGAGGUCAGUCGAGAAAAAAAUGAUGAUCAACGCGACAAGACAGAAGAAGAUGGGGAUGACGCAGAUUUGGAUGACUCAGCAGUUGGCUGAACUAUGGAGACUUUGCUGUAUUAUAACCUCCCUUUGUGACAAUGAGACACUUUUGUUGGGCUCUGAGGGACUCCGUGUUGGAAAAACAUAAAUUCAUGCCAGUUGGAUUACACAUCAGAACUAACAAGACAUGUUUAUAUUUCUGUUAUUUUUGCACAGUGUGUAUGUUGCCUCCUCCUUUUUUUUUCAAACUGAGGCUCUAUCUUAGCAAAUAUGUACAAGUUAUUAAAUAUUUGAUACACAACAUAAAUAUGGUUAAAUUGCACUCAACAGGAAACAGAAUUUUAUAAAUCGUCAUGUAUAUUAAUUCUCAUCAAAAUCCAUAGGAGGGCAGAUAUGUACAGAUAAGUGGUGGGAUCCUCAGCUUAGUGUCAUAGAGUCCUGCUCAUUAACAAAUAUUCCCAUGUAAAGGGAGACACAGCAAGCUUGUGGUAUAUAUGGUGCUUUCUCCAGUGAGCUACAUAAAUAUAUAAAGAAGUGAGAAGACUUCCAUAUUUCUUUCCAAACCUGCCACCCCUUGAGUAUGGGGUAGUGGGGUGUGGUAGUGCAGUGGUUAGCAUUGUUGCCUCGCAGCAAGUAGAUCCUGGGUUCAAAUAUUCCUACCUGUGUGGGUUCUGACGGGGUACCCUGGUUUCCUCCCACCAUCCAAAUGUGCAUGAUUCUAAAUUGACUGUAGGUUUGAAUCUGAGUCUGACUGGCUGGCUCUCUGUAUUGUCCCUGUGGCAGACUGGUGACCUGUCCAGGGUGCACCCUGCCUCAACAACAGCUGGGAUAUACCCCAGCACCACACAACCCCAUUUUCGAUAAGCAGAGGAAAACAGAUGGUUGGAAACUUUGACUACAAUUUAUAGUGUUAAAAAUGUAUGGUUUCAGUUUUUUAAUGAAAUAGUUGAACGCUUUUUUUUUUUCUUUGUAAACGUUUUGCCACAAUUUUCAAGUUUAUAAUUGGUGAAGAAUUCCG
This is a messenger RNA of Archocentrus centrarchus (flier cichlid), 1552 nucleotides long. RefSeq names its product general transcription factor IIIC, polypeptide 6, alpha (gene gtf3c6). NCBI's taxonomy places the organism in Eukaryota, Metazoa, Chordata, Actinopteri, Cichliformes, Cichlidae. The transcript is spliced from 6 exons. The record is from RefSeq and is a predicted model, not a curated record. Gene Ontology annotation, cellular component: transcription factor TFIIIC complex. Bases 139 to 591 code for a protein of 150 amino acids. Gene Ontology annotation, biological process: transcription by RNA polymerase III.